UCGAGGAGGGGAGAGUUGGAGAGAGAGAGAGGGAGGGGGUCGGGAGAUCGAGCAGGGAGGAGGGGUUUGAGAGAUCGCGGAGGGAGGAGGAGGUUGAGAGAUCCAGGAGAGAGGGGGAGAGCAUCCUUUCCUUGAGGUAGUGGAGGUGCCAGUGCAACUGGAGCGGCUAUGGCGUCUCAGGCGGCAGUCUCUGGGGCCCCGGUUGGGCGGGUUUCCCUGGGCUGCAGCAGGGAGAGAAGCCGCGAGGAGAUGGGUGGCACUGUGCGACGACAACGAAUGCACCGCUGCGCAUGCUGUGGAGCCUCCUUAAUUCCUGUUCAGGCAUCCACAAGCUUCCUUUCCGCCGAUCCAACUCGACGCCACGUGGCGCCUCUCCGACUCAUUCUCGCUCCUGGUCUAUCCCGACUCGGCAGUCAGUCUUUCGCCUCCUUCACCCCGCGCAUAAGAGGCUCUCCUACUCUCAGUCAACAACCGGCACGUCAGACUACCACAGUCCGAGCCAACGUCACGACUGGGACACGAAGUUCAGCAGAUGAUUCCCGCAUUAAUGGGCCUCAACAGGGCAUCCGGGAGCAUUUGGUGGGAAAUGGUGAUACUCUGUAUGGCAUCGCUCGAAAGUAUGGAUGCUCUGUGGAGGCUAUACUCAAGCUGAAUGCUCGGACGAUUGAAGAUCCUGACGACAUAUAUCCCAGGGAAGUACUUCUCAUCCCUGCUGCGCCCGGUCCAGCAACGAAUGUGACCAGACCUAAUGCCCAGUCAGCCACACAGGUCACUUCUGCUAUAGGCAAGACGAGUGGUGCCCAGCUAGUAGGAAAAGAACGGGUUUCUGUGCAGUCGCUGUGGGAUGAAGACAGGGCUUCGGCAAGUGAGAGCGAUGGAAAGCGGAAGAAACAGGAAACGUCAGGAGACGGGCCCAACAAGGGGUCCAGGCUUGCUGUUCUCAAGGGAGCCGAGAAGCCUCCUGGCAGCAGGACUGGAGGAGAAGCCCAGGCUGUGCGCUCUGCAAUCCAGGAAGUCCCAGAGCAGAAGGGCAGCAGUCGAAGCAGUCAAGCUGAUGAGGGAGUUAGAGCAAGAGCUGAUGCCUCAUCAUCUGGCAAGGUGGUUCCGGCUGCAAGGGGACGUGAAGAAGUGAACAAGGACCGUCCUUUGCCCAGCAUUAGUGUAUUGGAGAAAGCAGGGGGCGAUGCACCCGCUGCCAAAAGCCCUCAACAACAAAUUGAGGACACCGCUGCACUCAACUCUCCCUCUGCAGCAGCAGUGUGGAUCCAAGAAGUUGUCGCGAACGAUCCUCUGGUGGAAGUGGGUCCUGAGAUGAUUGCGAAAAGGAUGGGAUCGUCGGGCUCAGCCCAGUCCUCGGCACUGCAGCCAUCUUCUCUGAGAGGAAGUGCAUCUGCUGGUCGAAGUGGGAAAGUGAGCACGACAGAGGCCCUUCUGCCGCCGAUGCCACCGGAGUCCUUCACUGUUAAGAAAGGUGCGCUGUGGGGUGCUGGGAUCGCGGCCCUUUUGGCACUGCUUGUGUACUUGUACCAGCGGCUUCGCAACUCCAGAUCCUCGUCGCCUAGGGUGAUUAUGCAGACUCGGGACAUUAAGCCGGGUAGUUUUGACCAGCCGUCUACUAGUGCUGUGCCAGUGACUGGUGGUUCGCUGCCUCAACUCGACAGCGACCGACAAGGAUGGCAGGUUGUCAGGGGGCCAGCAGGUAGUGGUGCUGUCAGCAUGGCGGAUGAGGAUGAAGGAGAGGAGAAAGGAAGGGAUCUUGUCAGCACACUACAGCCGAGUGAUGCAAGCCGAGCUAAGAGCCAUUUUCAGGAUGUUGUUCUGACGAGAACGGGGAAUGUGGAAGAUAUGAAAACCGAAACUAUUCAAGCAUACUCUGCGGAGGAGCUUGGAGAGAGUCAUGCCCUUGAGCUAGACUCGAGUGAGACUGAGGCCUCUUUGCCCCACUCCGGCGGAAAUCGACAAGGUAUUGCAGCUACAACUGCCACAGCUGCGGCGAGUGAGACGGAGGCCUCUUUGCCCCACUACGGCGGAAAUCAACAAGGUAUUGCAGCUACAGCUGCCACAGCUGCGGUUGUUGGCGCCGUUGCUGCCAUGGAUAACGACAUAGCAAAGCCUACCUCCACCACAGACAAUCUUUCCUCAACGGAUGGCCAUAGUAGGACAACAGUUGCUGCGGCUGGAGCAGUUGGGGCAAGUGGUGUGAGAGAGACUAUCGACGGUGAUAUUGCUGCGGCNGGCAAGUGGUUUGGGGCAAGUGGUGUGAGAGAGACUAUCGACGGUGAUAUCCCAGCACAGAAGCCCUCUGCAGCGGAUGAUCUUUCUUUGCCUGAUAGUGAUGUUACUGAUGUGCAGUCUGCUGAGGCCAAUUUGUCAUUGAGCGAACAACGAUCCAGCGGUGAUGCUACAGGUUUGACUGAAGGGCAUGCUGCAGAGGAAGAGAUCACUCCCCAGGCUACAGGGGCCCCAGGAGCAGCGGAGGGGGUUACGUCUGAAGACAAACUGAGUGAAACUGUGGAUGAUGCUGAUGAUGAGAGUGCAACAGUGGCGAGUAGAAUUGGCGAAGCCAUGGAGAGGGCUGUCCAAGCAGAGAGUGAUGCGACGUAUGGACGGGAAGAUGUUGAAGGGGAAACUGUGGAUGAUGCUGAUGCCAGUGAAACAGUCGCGAGUAGAAUCGGUGAAGCCAUGGAGAGUGCUGUUCAAGCAGAGAGUGACGCAACAUAUGGAUGGGAAGAUGUUGAUGGUGGAGAUGAUGAUGAAGGGAAUGGUGUCCUGGUCAACGGGGGUGAUCUGACAGGUGUAAAUGGAUUUGAUUACACUGACGAUACUGAUCAUGGAACUGGUGAUGGGGGAAGCAGUGGUGUGCAAGAUGAAGGCUAUGCAGUGGCUGUUGUGCAAGGGAGGGGACGUGAAGGAGAAAGGGAGGAAGAUCAAGAACUUGGGAAUGGGUUUUCAACAGUUUCAACAGCCGCUAGAGAAGAGGAGGUUGACGACGAUGAGGUUAGAAAAGGUCUUGUGGGUGACGUUGUGGGUAGCAGCUUACUUGCAGAUGGAGUUGGUAGGAGAGACUCUUUGUCUGCUGAAGCUGGAGCUGACGUUGCAGAGCAUGAGGAUGAUUUGAAGGGCGGUCAAUCUGGUGAUGAGCCUGACGAUGACUUGGAAGAUUAUGAAAAUGAUACCAGGGAGGCAUCGUUGUCAGCAGAAGAAGAGGAGAAGGAGACCACUUCUGGGAACGCGGUGAUAAGGUUGACUGCAACAGAGGAGGAAAAGGAGAUGGAGGCGGCAUUUCCGGUGGAUAAUCGUACACCAGAAAGGGGAGAGGAGAUUCUCUACACAGAUCUUGACCUGACGGAAGUUGAUGAGGAGCUACGUGAUGCAUUGGAAGAGGUUGCGGCGGCGGGUGAUCGGUUUGCCACUGCCCGUCAGGACAUCAAUAAAACAGUGAAGGCUGCGUUGCCUGCCAUUAUUUUUGGAGUCGGCGGGCUUGGAGCACUCGCUGGAGUUGCGGGCGUUCUGCAGGUGGUCGGCCUUGCUGCGACUGCGACAGUUGCAUCUCAGGUUGUCUGGGCAGACUCCAGAGAGAAGCUGGUGCAAGACUUGAUGGAGAUUAAGGACCAUAAAUCACUGAUGGAAUUCCUUCGCGCACGGAAGCUUGUCAAAGAUAGCUGAGCUGGAGGUGUGUUGGCUGACUGGUAUGGAUUACGGAUGGAUUACGGAGUUGUGAGUUUGGACUCUUGGAGUCAGAAAUUCGAGGCUUCGUACAGUAAGGUGGUACAGAGAUGCUGAGGGCUUCGAGGAGUCUCCGCCGACUCUCCGGGGUCGACUCGGACAUAUUGGGGUUUACGCGAGAAUCCUGUCGCGAUGAUCCAAUGUGCGUUUUAUGUAUUGAUUAGCUUAGCCUAAGCCAGGUCGGGCUGAUUUCAAGGGGGACGUCGUCAGCAUGUCCCAGCGUGCGAGAUCAGAUUGUCAUUAUGAAAUCUUUAGAUGAUGUGACAUUUCUCAGUGAGGUGGUUAUUACGUAGAGAUGUAGAUGAUACGUUCUUGAUGUCGUAUUUUUUUGACUUGGCAGGCACCUUGUUAGUGUUGUCUGAUCAUCUGUUUUCUGUUGAUGUCAACAACUGGUGGUGUGUACUGUCAGAGUGCGUGUCCAAAGGAGGUUGAGAUGGCUUCCUCUUUGAGAACUGCAUUUUUGGAGUCGGUAGUCUGGUGGUGGUCGUAGAAGAACCAGAGGUCAUCGUCUGUCGAAUCUUGUUGCUGACCUUGCAGUGAUGCUGGCUUUCGAGCCGUGGAGAUGGGGUCACCGAGAAGCACCAGGAUUCAGGAUGAGCUCGCUCGUGAAAGAGCAAUAACGUGUCCACAAAAGGACCACAAUAUUGUUUAGGUGCGUAGGAGAUUUAGGAGAUCUUAAAGUGCAUGUUCCUCAGCAGGGCCCGCACAAGGAGAGGGGCACUCCUGUCCUGUAGAGGUUGGUGCAAGGCUGCAUGUGGAGACCAUGCUAUGUGCAUGCAGGUUGGUGCAUGGCUGCAUGUGGAGACCAUGCUAUGUGCAUGCAACUGUCAGCUGUCACUCCUGGGUAGUUGGCGUCGUACUUGGCGACGAUCUUCCGGCACACCUUCACAUUUUGAUUUGAUAGGCAUGCAUUGUAUGUAUGAUUAUUGGAGUUUGCCUAUCCAUGGUGUAAAUAAUAUGUAGCGUGUUUGUAUGUGAGUUAAUAUUCUGUCCAGAAUCCAGAUUCAUAAGUCUCUUUGUUGUUUGUAUGGAUACUUUUGUAGGUAUGCUUGGCUUUUUUUCUGCUUCUCCUAUGGGUUUCCAUGUGGCCUUUCGUGUGUGCCCGCUUCUGCCUUGACUGUCCCCUGUGGGCUCUUGCCCCACCCCCUCUCCAUGAUGUACCUCCCCUUUGCGUCAUCUUUGAUUGAGGCCUCCGUCGUUGUUCUGAUAACUCUCUAUGGCUAUUUCUUUGGCAAACUUUUGCUUCGCAUCACACUGACUCUGUAGCCGUUUUUGUUCUUGUGAUCCAUGAUCUGUCCUCGCAUUUUGUCCAGAUCCCCUUCUGACAUAACUGGCCAUAAUAACCACUAGUGCUCUACUAUGGUGGAAGAGAAGAUAUAGCCACUAGUGCUCUAUUAUGGUGGUAGGGAAGGCCUGGGUAUCUUUUUCCCUAUCUCAGAAUGCCUGCAUAUUUUUCU
Molecule: messenger RNA, 5183 nt
Organism: Chara braunii
Lineage: Eukaryota; Viridiplantae; Streptophyta; Charophyceae; Charales; Characeae
Source: the annotation of a GenBank genome assembly